UUGAACAUAAUUUUAGACACUUUUGGUGUAAUCGGUAAGACCUUCAACAAACACGAACAUUUUCGGGUAGUCAUCUUUUUCUGGAAACAAAAUACUUUUUCGCUUCCACUCGCUCUGAACCUACACUUUUUAAAUAUAUAUGACUACGGAGAUUUUGAAUAUGUUGGCAACAUCACAAUCAGUACACCCUCCCAGCAACCUAUCGUCGUGCUUGGCACCGGAUCAGCCAAUCUCUGGAUUCCAGGAAAUAACUGCGAUUUACUAGCGGAGAGCUUCAUAAAGAAAUUUUUUUUAAAACCGCUUUAUAGCGCCGCUGAAGAAUCAUACAUAAUUUCCUGUGAUGCUACACCAGAACCUAUUGACAUAACCAUUGGCAACAGCACAUAUUCCAUUAAAUAUGUUAACUACAUUGUACGCGUAAGUUUCACUCUAGCGCACUUAUUUUCACUCCACUUGAGAAAUUUGAAAAUCGCUGGUGUUUUCUUCACGAGCAGACCCGGGGUUGUUAAUAACAAAACUUAUCCAAUUACGGCUGACUUUUCGGCUUUAUCGCCUUUUUCAGAACUGUUUUGUUCUUUCCUUUGA
Angiostrongylus costaricensis is the source of this 585-nucleotide messenger RNA. The record is from the annotation of a GenBank genome assembly. Lineage: Eukaryota; Metazoa; Nematoda; Chromadorea; Rhabditida; Metastrongylidae.